UCGACGGGUGUAGAGCGAGCCGCCGGGCGAAACAGCAGAGUCCAACUCCCUCUGUCCCUCCUAGUCAGUCACCGCAACCAGCCGCGGCGGCGCCCAUGGCCGCCACUGCACGACCCGCUCCCCUCCUCUUCCACCUGGCUGGCGCGCUCCUGCUGCUCCUCCUCGCUGCGGCGACGCCCGCGCUCUCCGCGGCCGGCGCCGGCGGAGGAGGAGGCACCAUCGUCUUCACCACGCUGGGACGGAGCCGCUACGCCUUCGACAUCUUCGCCGUCCCCUUAAACCGCGGCGACCACCUCGCCCUCUCCCCCUCCGACAAAUCCGCCGCAGCGGAGGUCCGGCUCACCGACGGCGCCUCCGUCAACUACAACGGCAACUUCGCCGCGUCCCCCUCCUCCGACGCGCUCCUCUUCGUCUCCGAGCGCAACGGCUCCCUCAACCUCUACCUCUCUCCAAUCCCCUCCUCCCCCACCUCCCGCCGCGAGGCCCUCGAGGAGAAGGAAGAGGAUUCCUCAGCCCAAAUCUCGCCGCUGCUCCCGUGGGAUCCCGUCGCGCUCAAGGACCGGCCCUCGUUGACCCCGGACGGGACCCGCCUCGUCUACGUCUCCACCGCGGUCCCCGCCGGAUCCCCGCGCAGGAGCUGGGCGGCGGUCUACUCCACCGAGCUCCACUCCGGUCGCACGCGCCGGCUUACCCCGGAGGGCGUCGCGGACUUCAGCCCCGCGGUGUCGCCGUCCGGGGAGUGGACCGCCGUCGCCUCGCCCGGGGAAGCCGGGUGGGCCGGCGAGGUGGAGGACCUCCGCACCGACAUCUACGUCUUCAGGACCUCCGACGGGUCCCGCCGCACGCUGGUUGUCCCAGACGGCGGGUGGCCGUGCUGGGCUGAUGAGGUUACCCUCUUCUUCCACCGCCGGGACAGCGACGGCUGGUACGGCGUGUACCGUGCUGAGAUUCACGGGCUCUCGGCGGCGGCGGGGGUCGUGGAGCGGAUUACCCCGCCGGGGUUCCAUGCCUUCACGCCGGCCGCGUCGCCCGGCGCGCCGGGGAUCGUCGCCGUGGCCACCAGGCGGCCGGGGUCCAAAUACCGGCAUGUCGAGGUUAUCGACCUGAGCAGUGGCGGCGAAAACGCCGCCUACUUCGAGGUCACCAGGUCCAUGGCGCCGCACGUGCACCACUUCAACCCGUUCAUCUCGCCGGACGGCGCGCGCCUCGGGUACCACCGGUGCCGGGGGAGCGGGAACGGGGACUCGCCGCUGCUGCUGGAGAGCCUCAAGAGCCCGGGGCCGGACACGGUGUCGCUGUUCAGGAUCGACGGGUCGUACCCUUCCUUCUCGCACGACGGCAAGAGGAUCGCCUUCGUCGGGCUGCCGGGGCUGUACGUUGUGAACUCCGAUGGCUCCAGUGUCCGCCGGAAGAUCUUCUCCGGGAACGCUUUCCCCACGUCGUGGGAUUGGAAGAGGGAGGGGGUGAUAUACACCAGCAUCGGGCCGGACUUCGCGAGCGAGAGCACGGAGGUGGACGUGGUGGCAGUGUCCCUCGGUGAUGGCGAAAGCUCUCAGGUUUCCAUCAAGAAGCUCACCCUCGGAGGCAAGAACAACGCGUUCCCGUCCCCGUCGCCGGAUGGCAAGUGGGUGGUGUUCCGGUCAGGGAGGUCCGGGCACAAGAACCUCUACAUCAUGGAUGCCGAGGAUGGCGAGGCUGGCGGCAUUCACCGCCUCACCAAUGGCCCGUGGUCCGACACCAUGUGCAACUGGUCCCCCGACGGCGAGUGGAUCGCCUUCGCCUCCGACCGGCACAACCCAGGAGGUGGCAGCUUCGCCAUCUACUUGAUCCAUCCCAAUGGCACCGGGCUCCGAAGGUUAGUGCACAGCGCCGACGGAGGCAGGACGAACCACCCCUGGUUCAGCCCGGACUCCAAGAGCAUCGUGUUCACCUCGGACCUCGCCGCUGUCUCCGCCGAGCCCAUAUCGAACCCGCACCAUUACCAGCCCUACGGAGAGAUCUUCACCAUCAACAUCGACGGGUCAGGCCUCCAGCGGCUCACACACAACUCGUUCGAGGAUGGCACGCCGUCAUGGACGCCAUACUUCCUCGAGCCUCGGGACGUCGGCGAGACGCUGCAGGCCUCUGGGACGUGUGCCUUCAACGACUGCCACUGGCUCGACUUAGUUUCCCAACCUGCAGAUGAUGGCCUUCGAUAUGCCCAUGGUAACAAGAUCGGCUGCUAAGAGCUGUGUUGUCCUUCUAGUGAAAUCAAGGAGAGCAUGUUUGUGAUGUAAAUAGCACAAAUGUACUUGUCUAAAUGUUUGCCAUGCAGUGCAGGAGCCUUCCUGGUUACUGCUUAUUACUAGUACUGUACCUAUAUUUUCCCAGGAAUAAGGCCAUGUAAAGUGAAGCCAUGAACAAGGCAAUUGUGUAUGAACCAACUUGCCAUUACGAUAUGUACUAUGAAGCUAUGCCCA
Brachypodium distachyon (stiff brome) is the source of this 2459-nucleotide messenger RNA. Its product is annotated as protein TolB. The coding region runs from base 96 to 2225 and encodes 709 amino acids. Lineage: Eukaryota; Viridiplantae; Streptophyta; Magnoliopsida; Poales; Poaceae. The transcript has a single exon. The record is from RefSeq and is a predicted model, not a curated record.